This is a messenger RNA of Dissoconium aciculare CBS 342.82, 2413 nucleotides long. RefSeq names its product serine palmitoyl CoA transferase subunit LcbA. Lineage: Eukaryota; Fungi; Ascomycota; Dothideomycetes; Mycosphaerellales; Dissoconiaceae. Gene Ontology annotation, cellular component: endoplasmic reticulum. The record is from RefSeq and is a predicted model, not a curated record. Gene Ontology annotation, molecular function: pyridoxal phosphate binding; serine C-palmitoyltransferase activity. The coding region runs from base 361 to 2013 and encodes 550 amino acids. Gene Ontology annotation, biological process: sphingosine biosynthetic process; ceramide biosynthetic process. The transcript is spliced from 2 exons.
GACUUGCUGAUGACUUGUGGUUGCUGUUUACCAACCCUAAGGCGUGAAUACGUUCCCCCCGAGUCCACGGAACGAGCCGAAAUGACAUCGUCUACCACUUUGGCACGCUUCGAGCGCGUUUCCCUUGACAUCCGGGGUCUAGGGUAUUUUGGUUGGCGACACAGUGUUCACGGAAUCACACCUGAUCUAGGAGGAACUCGAACUCUGUUUGGAUGACAAGACACGCGACACAAAUAUCAAAUUUCUGAACCUGAUUUCUCGAUCAGCUAGGCAGUCAACUGGUUGUGUAAUCACUUUCACCACGAUAUGCCCUCGGCUCAAUAGAUCGCUUCCCUCGACCGCACUCGCCAUUGAUCGAAGAUGAAUUCGACAGUCUCAUCGCUCCCGAGCGUGGAGAUACCUGCCGCUGCUCUGGAGUUCUUCAACAAUGCCGUUGCCUACCUGCAGAAGAUUCCUGGAUCCGCCAUUGUCGUCCGAUACAUCCGCUCCUCAUAUCAAAAUGAUCCCAUUCGAAGUCUCUUCGAGUUGAUCCUCCUCCUUUUCGCCGUACAAUACCUUCUCGCGCCGUCCUACAGCACAAAGAAGGGCAAACAGAUCAAACUGACUGAAGACGAGAUUGAUGACCUGGUGGAGGACUGGACCCCAGAACCGCUAGCUGCUGAAGAGACGGAGUUUGAAAGGGCAGAGAACGAGAAGCGUCCGGUCAUCAUCGGUCCAGCUGCAGCGAAGACGAAACUUUCCAAUGGGAGGAACGUUCUCAAUCUCGCCUCGUAUAACCACUACGACUUCUCACACAACCCUGAAUUGACUGCAAAGGCCAUUGCUACCAUCCGAACAUAUGGCGUAGGUCCAUGCUCACCUCCCGGCUUCUACGGUACGCAGGACGUCCACAUGAAGAGUGAGAAAGACGUGGCGGCACAUCUUGGAGUCCAAGCGUGUAUUAUCUAUGCUCAGAGUUUCUCCACAAUUUCCAGUGUGAUUCCCGCGUUCAGCAAACGAGGAGAUGUCAUUGUCGCCGAUAAAGCCGUCAACUUUCCCAUUCGCAAGGGUCUGCAGAUCUCACGUAGCACCAUUCGAUGGUUCGAGCACAACGACAUGGAGGACUUGGAGCGGGUACUCGCAAAGGUGGUAAAGGAAGGCUCAGGUAAACCGCUCACCCGUCGCUUCAUCGUCACUGAAGGUCUGUUCGAGAAUGUCGGUGACAUGGUUGAUCUCCCGCGAUUGGUUGCGCUAAAAGAGAAGUACAAAUUUCGAAUCAUCCUCGACGAGACUUGGUCAUAUGGUGUACUUGGUCGGACUGGUGCAGGCGCAACUGAGCAUCAGAACGUCGAUGCCACCAAUGUCGACAUGAUCAUCGGAGGACUGUCGGGAUGCAUGGCCAGCGGCGGAGGCUUCUGUGCCGGUACGAAAGAGAUUGUCGAGCACCAGCGCUUAUCUGCAGCAGCAUACACCUACUCGGCAGCACUGCCCGCACUCCUCGCCACGACUGCAUCAGAAACCGUCACACUGCUGCAAGAGCGACCUGAAUUCAUCCAAAAUCUCAGAGGGAACAUCAAAGCCAUGCGUGCUCAACUUGAUCCGCGAAGCGAUUGGGUGCGAUGUGCUAGCCACGAGGACAACCCGAUCAUGCUUCUCUCUUUGAAGGAUCACAUUGUGCGUGAGCGAGGACUUGAUCGUCAUGAUCAGGAGGCACUAUUACAAGAUGUCGUCGAUGAGUGUCUCAACAACGGUAUCCUCAUUACUCGUCUCAAAGCUAUGCCAGUCGCUCUCGGCGCUACUCCAAAGGACCUCAUCAAGGAAUGGCAACCAGUGCCCGCCCUCAAAGUUUGCAUCACAACCGGUCUCAACAAGAAGGAAACUGAAAAGGCCGGAAUCAUUAUCCGCCACGCUGUCACGACCGUCAUGAAGGGCAAGAAAUGGCAGCGCGGUACUGCGGCGCCAAUGACGAACGUAGUUGUUGCGAGUGCUGCAGCAGCAACGACCGUCGCCGCGACAGCAGGCGCGGGAGCCUGACUAGCACGCUCUAUUGGCUGGAGCUGAGUCUAGGUUCGGAAGAUUUCCUCGAUAACUAUGACAUGAUCAAACUGAGGGUAGUAUCGAGAUCUCUGCGCACCGGACGUGAAGCUCAAAAUCUGAUCUGGCGAAACAGCAAGUGCCUGCCAGGGCUUUGCAGAUGUCUGAUGCGAGACAAAUUUUGAACUGGAGACUGACGACAUCAUGUGCGCUACGCGUUGGCCGCGGACACCCUCGUUGGGUGAUCGCACGCAUUCUGUGCUACUCUUCCCUUUCUUAACUCUAUCGUGAAGCCGGUCCGGUGCUGAUCACAGUGAGAAAGACCGGUUCUUUCUGAUGCCGGCUGAGCUAUUUUGGCCUAUAUAUAAAUCUUUAAUUGAUAAUAAUUCUUGUUGAUGAC